AUGCAACGUCAAGCUUCGCGAUUCUUUGUCGAAAAGUUGAAUGAGCGCGGCCUUUUGAGAAUCGGUUUGAUUUUUUUUUUCAAGUUUUUCUUACGAGUGAACAAAAAAUUUGUAAAAGGAUAGGCUUUAUUUUCAAAAAAAUUCUUAUUUUUUCAGGCAGUACCAACUUUUCUGCUGGCGCUCUAUCCGUCCGCGCACAGAAAAAAAUCGCAAGCAAAAUUUCAAAUGGGUCUUGUAGAAUUUUGAACUAAUAUAUACGAUUUGAUUUUUGCAGAAGUCUAACGAAAAUCUUUCUUUCUCCGGCGACGGAGCGUCUUUUUGAACUAGUCAACAGCCUAUUACAGACUCAUUUCUCGAAGAAAGAUGCAGAUAAGGUGAGGAAUUCAAGUCGUAUGUAGAAUGGCUAAAAAUGCGUCGCGGAUAGUUUGAAAUGGGGAGUGAAAUAGAGUUAUUGUCCUAUAGUGUGUAAUAGGGCAAUAAAUCUCUAUUUGGCAGCAUUUUUCAAGCAUAAAUUAAGUGAAGUCAUUCGAAGUCGGGCGCAACUAAAUAUGGAGCAAGUACCGAAAUGCAACCGCGAUGCGUUGAGCCAUUCUAAUUCCGCGGUUUUAUGUCGUUCUAAACAAUUUUGACGUGUUUUUCAGGUCUGCAAGAACAUGAUCAAGCUUGGAGUGAAGAUUGGGAUUUUGUCGGCGAAUAAUAUGCUGACGAAGGACGAAGAAACUCAGCUCGAAGUAGUCCAGAAAAAAUUGCGCUCUUUGGUUUUGACCGUCCUUUCUUUGCAGCAGGUUUUUAUUUUUUCUUAUAUUUCUAUCAAAUAUGUAAAGUCACGACUUUUCUGAGAUAUAUAAGAUAAUGGGAGGAAAAGAACGGGCUAUAGCCGAUUCACGGCUAACUUGGGACGCAAAGAGGCGUGACCUGUCUGCGCUCUCCACGGAUUAGGCACUGUCUCUAUUCUUAUCGUGUCAGGACCCUUUUAAAGAUGGCUCAAGCCAGCCGCGAAUCAGCUAUAGAGAAUAGGUCGGAAUUUUUCAGGUCGCCUACUCCUACGACAGAACUUUUCUCAUUGAGCGGAUGACAUCACUUAAGGAAUCACUUCAGCCUGUUGUGAGUUUGCGAGACACUAGCUUGACCACUUGAAGCUUGUGAAAUUUGAUGCAGAACCGCUAUUUGCAAUUCGACAAGUCUAGGAACUCAAUUUAAAACUCAUUUUAAUGCGAAUUUCAACUUAAAGGACCAUUUGAACUUUUCAUAAGUCAAUUUACAGGUGAUGCUCAACCUGUCGGACAAGUCGGCACAACGGCUCGACCACAUUUUCGACCAUUUUGAAACUCCCGCCUUUUUGGACGCACUUUUCCUGGUUGGUUUUCAUUGAUGGGCUAUUCACCACAAAUUUGAACUUGAUGGCCGCAUUUGGAAUGGAUCGAGAUUCAGGUGAACGGUCCACACGACGCCUUGCUGAAGAAGGUGGUUGCAGCAUUGACAGAACUCCUCGAUACCGAUGACAUUUGA
Caenorhabditis auriculariae is the source of this 1509-nucleotide messenger RNA. The record is from the annotation of a GenBank genome assembly. Lineage: Eukaryota; Metazoa; Nematoda; Chromadorea; Rhabditida; Rhabditidae.